UGUGCGUGCGCUGGCCUGGGGACUUGCGUAUUUUCUUUACGUUUGCUGUAGGCCUAGACUCUGCUUGAGCGCGCUGCAGAGCAGAGCGGGCUGGUAGGGCAUCAGGAGCCCGCAUCUACAAAGCCAUGGGGAAGAGAGUGGUGAGACCGCCUCCUCCCGUGUUCUUGCGUGGACCUGGCGCUGUUUGCUGCACGCUCGCCCGAGGCGUCCUGACCGCUGAGCACAGGUCUAGGUGGCUAAUGACACACCAGGAUUCUACAAUGUCGCCCAGGCUGGUAUUGAACUUGUAAUCCUCCUGCCUUAGCCUCCCUGGUAGCUGGGAAUAAAGGAGAGUGAACGCACCCUAUGGAAAAAUCUAAAAAAUAAGUUCACAUGGAAAAACAAAGUCACUGAGUGAGACGUAACUUCCUUGGGUUGACCAUGCCAAGAAAGCCUGACCUGAACCUCCGACUUCCUGAUCAAAGACUCUUCCACUCUGUGUGUCUUUUCUCUUUAGCGCUCCACCCUCAGCCCAUUUCCUCCAAUACCACUACCACUUAAUAACCACAGCAGAAAGAAAAAUGCUAACCCAGCAACAAUAACAGAAAAACCAGUGAGUGGCAUAAAACGGUGUAGACAAAGAUACGAUGCAUCUGUGCAAGGAUCCAAACAACAAACGGAAAGAAGAAAACGAGAAUAAAGUCAUGACUAGGUCGCCAACAGGACCGUGUUUACCUAAACAUGGCUUAAGUGCUCUACCGGAACCACGAAACAGGGUCCUGGGCAGCACGGAGCACUGACGGUGACACCGCCACGCCGGCAGUAAAGCCUAUUUUGGUCCCCGCCCCGUUCCUCUUGUUCCUUCUAACUUCCGCCUCCACCAAUUCAGGAACGGAACCCUUUAAAAUUUCUCCCAGCUGAAGCGUAGGACCAGUUUCAUCAACACAAUCCGGGAUGGUCAAUAUGGCGGCGGCCAUAAGAUGUCUUUGUAGAGUCUUGACACAUCAUCAAAAGCAUAGUUUUUCCAAGAUGGUUUAUCAGACAUCUCUUUAUCCUUGUUCUGUAAACAUUCAGAUGACCAAUAGACAUUUUGCUGCUGCUGCAAAGCCUGCAAAAAAAACAAGAAAAGGUGUCAAAGAAAAGGCAUCAGAUGAAAAAAAAGAUGAGAUAGAAAAAAUAAAGUCAUAUCCCUACAUGGAAGGUGAACCUGAGGAUGAUGUCUAUUUAAAACGCUUAUACCCAAGGCAGAUAUAUGAAGUAGACAAAGCUAUUCAUUUACUUAAGAAAUUUCAAGUUCUGGACUUUACUAGUCCAAAGCAAGGUGUUUAUCUUGAUUUGACAUUGGAUAUGUCACUGGGACAGAAGAAAAAAGUGGAACCAUUUGCCAGUGUUCUUAGUCUUCCAUACCCAUUCACUUCGGAAAUUAAAAAAGUUGCAGUGUUUACAGGGAAUGCAUCAGAAAUUGAAAUAGCGGAAGAAAAUGGAGCUGCAUUUGCAGGAGGAACUAAUCUGAUUCAGAAGAUUUUGGAUGAUGAAGUUCAUGCAGACUUUUAUGUAGCUGUUCCAGAAAUAAUGCCUGAGCUCAAUCCAUUAAGGAAGAAACUGAAAAAAAGAUUUCCAAGGCUUAUUCGAAAUUCCAUCAGCCGUGACAUCCCCAAAAUGCUUGAAUUAUUUAAAACUGGACAUGAAAUUAACGUUGAUGAAGAAAGGGAGAACUUUCUCGAGACCAAAAUAGCCACAUUGGAUAUGUCAGGUGAUCAGAUAGCUGCCAAUCUGCAAGCAGUUAUUAAUGAAGUUUGUAGGCAUAGACCUCUGAGUUUGGGUCCCUUUGUGGUACGUGCUUUUCUUCGUAGUUCAACAAGUGAAGGUUUAUUACUAAAGAUCGAGCCAUUGUUACCUAAAGAAGUAGAAACCGAAGAAAGUGAAAAAGAAGCUGCCUAAAGUGUUGAAUUGUGAAAUUAUUUUAAGUGGAUUAAGAAGCAACAGAGACAAUUAUAAAGCCAUAUAAUUUCUACA
This is a messenger RNA of Tupaia belangeri chinensis (Chinese tree shrew), 1995 nucleotides long. RefSeq names its product mitochondrial ribosomal protein L1 (gene MRPL1). Gene Ontology annotation, cellular component: large ribosomal subunit; mitochondrion. The transcript is spliced from 13 exons. Gene Ontology annotation, biological process: translation. Lineage: Eukaryota; Metazoa; Chordata; Mammalia; Scandentia; Tupaiidae. Gene Ontology annotation, molecular function: RNA binding; structural constituent of ribosome. The record is from RefSeq and is a predicted model, not a curated record. The coding region runs from base 934 to 1920 and encodes 328 amino acids.